This is a messenger RNA of Pestalotiopsis fici W106-1, 297 nucleotides long. RefSeq lists its product as uncharacterized. The transcript has a single exon. Lineage: Eukaryota; Fungi; Ascomycota; Sordariomycetes; Amphisphaeriales; Sporocadaceae. The coding region runs from base 1 to 297 and encodes 98 amino acids. The record is from RefSeq and is a predicted model, not a curated record.
AUGCGCGCCAUCCACGCCCUCACAGUCCUAGCUACAGCCGUCGCCGCGCUCCCCACCUCUCCCAUGGUGGUGGACUCGGUGGUAAUCCCACGCAAGCUCACGGGCGACGUCAAGGUCGACGCCGCCAUUGAACCGGAAGUGGACGCCGAGCUGCUGUCGGGCAAGAUCCAGACCCUCUUCACGGCCACCUGCCAUAACAUCUGUAUCAAGAUUUACUCGCAGCCCGGCGCGCUUCGGGAUAAGUGUAUGGAUGUUUGUCGUGAGUACACCUUUUUCCCUGGUUUUCCUAAUGACUAG